Colletotrichum tamarilloi is the source of this 828-nucleotide messenger RNA. RefSeq lists its product as uncharacterized. The record is from RefSeq and is a predicted model, not a curated record. Lineage: Eukaryota; Fungi; Ascomycota; Sordariomycetes; Glomerellales; Glomerellaceae. The annotation marks the transcript as partial. Gene Ontology annotation, molecular function: lyase activity. The transcript has 2 exons.
CAUCAUCCGUCGCGCGUCGCCAUAGCCACCAUUGAUGCAGGAGAGAUCAGUUCAGACCUGCCACCGGGUAAGAUCUCUGCCACGGAUAUUCGCCGUCUUCGGGUGAGGGCUGCGGCAAAACUCCGAAUCCGUCUCCAGGCCAGUCGAGCCAUCUUAUCAUCACCGUACAAUAGAGGUAUAAUAAAUAAUACGAAGCUUGUCGAUUCUAAGGUAAGAAACUACACGAUGGACCUGGCGAGGUUCGCAGCUAGCCUCAACUCUAAAGCGCUGCCAAGGAGCCUAUACGGCACUCUUCCUAUUAUCGGGGUCGACAUCAUCACAGCUGUGCUGACCGGCAUGGUUAAACCUGUCUAUAAGUCUUCGACGGAGGCACUAACAACCAUCCACGGCAACAGCGGACCCCAGUCAGUCGCAGCCAUAGACGGCUUAGAGACCACAAUCUUUGGCGCGAUGUAUCUCAACGGUACUGCAGCCGGUGCAUUACAAAUCGAGCACGUCGUGCUGAACGCGCAUCCGUCCUCCUCUGUCCUCCCCGCUCUGCUAGUCUACGCCUCCACUCGAAACACAAACACCAGUGGCGAGGACUUCCUCACUGCUCUCGCCGCAGGCUACGAAGGCUGCGCGCGAAUCGGCCUCGCAUCAUGCUCCUCAGUAGAAGACGAACGUGGUUUCAAGAACCCGGCCAUCAACGGACAGCUCGCCAUGGCGGCGGCGGUCGGUAACCUCCUCAGCUGGGACGCCGCGACCAUCGCGUCCGCUAUGGGGCUCGCGGCAUCAAGUUCAGGCGGUCUCGUGGCUUUCCAGACGACGGACGCCCAGACGAAGUAG